Molecule: messenger RNA, 516 nt
Organism: Cucurbita moschata (crookneck pumpkin)
Lineage: Eukaryota; Viridiplantae; Streptophyta; Magnoliopsida; Cucurbitales; Cucurbitaceae
Product: 17.8 kDa class I heat shock protein-like
Exons: 2
Coding region: 1-516 (171 amino acids)
Biological process (GO): response to hydrogen peroxide; response to salt stress; protein folding
Source: RefSeq, a predicted model, not a curated record
AUGGAGAAAGGUGAAGCUUCGAAUGUGUCGUACGAGGAAUUCGAGCCUUUCUGCAAAUGGAAAAAACUCGACGACUCCGACGUUCAUGUUCUUGAGGUUCAUCUCCCAGAAUUCAAGAAAGAAGAAUUGAGGGUUCGGAUAAAGAACAACUCUAUCCUUGCAAUUUCCGGCGAGCACCUCGCCAAUGAUGGGAAGAAGAUGCAAUUCAACAGAGAAAUCAAACUCCCAAAGGAUAUAUACCCAGACCAAAUCCGUGCCAAAUUCGGUGGCUCUGUCCUUUCUAUCACGAUGCCUAAGAAACCCAGCUCGGCGGAAAGCAGCAAACCAAAGGCGGACGCCGCCUCGGAGGGUAAUGACACAGCACCCAAUGAUGAUGGUAAGCCAAAGAACUUGAUAUCCAGGUUAACAAGUCCAUUAUCGAGGCUGAAAUUUAGCAAGAAAAAGGCGACGGCUUUGGCGGCGGCAGUGGUGAUUCUGGCCUUCGGAGCUUACUACUUGAUUAAAAACAGGGAUUAA